Peronospora matthiolae is the source of this 822-nucleotide messenger RNA. The record is from the annotation of a GenBank genome assembly. Lineage: Eukaryota; Oomycota; Peronosporomycetes; Peronosporales; Peronosporaceae.
AUGAAGACGUCAUCAUCAGUAUCGGAUCCCUUCGUGCUCGAGCGUUGCCUAUUCAGCGAGAACAACGUGUGGUUCUACCGCGUUCCAGCUGGUCAUGUGACGUCGCUUGCCCCUCGAGCAGAUGCGUGGGACCCCGAGUAUCCGUUACUCACAGGUUCCCUUCGUAUCGUGCAAAAAGGAGACGCGUGUUCCGUCCAACUCUUCGAGUCGCUCGUUGCGUCUACUUCGGCGACUCGAUCGGAUCCAACUCCUCCUCUCUUUGCUCAAUGUCCACUGCAGAUCACACGGGACCUGCCAUUGGACGUUUACGUCCACGACUGCGUCGACUCGUCGCGCUACUUUAUGGUACGCGUGACGGACGACGAGAGCGGUCGACGGGCGUUUGUCGGCAUUGGUUUCCCGGAACGGGCCACCGCGUUCAACUUCAAGGCGACAUUGCAGGACUAUGCCAAGUAUGCACUCCGUCAAGUGGAGAUGGAAGAGAGGGAGGAAGCAGCUGCUGGUAGUGGUGACGAUGUGUCACUCGAAAAGUCAAGCAAGUUGAGUCUACCUGAAGGAGCGAUGAUCCGAAUCAAGUUGAAGACCAGUCAUGGCAGCAACGAGAGAGACAAUGCGGUGCAACGUCGACCGAGCAGUGGCCGCACUAGCAAUUGCAGUGGACAGAGUCAGGGAGCGAGUCGAUCUCACGGGGUACCGUUGAUUCCGCCGCCACCGAGCGAGUCAUCGAUGGCAGUGUCGGUCGUUGCUCCGCCGCGUGCAGGUGCUCUUUCGAAGCGAGACGACGACGACGAAGAGGACUGGGGCGACUUCACUGCUGCUUAG